Molecule: messenger RNA, 1105 nt
Organism: Drosophila arizonae
Lineage: Eukaryota; Metazoa; Arthropoda; Insecta; Diptera; Drosophilidae
Product: mitochondrial basic amino acids transporter
Biological process (GO): mitochondrial L-ornithine transmembrane transport
Cellular component (GO): mitochondrion
Molecular function (GO): high-affinity L-arginine transmembrane transporter activity
Source: RefSeq, a predicted model, not a curated record
AAAAUUUUAGGUGCCGCAGGUGUACUUGUUGGACACCCAUUCGAUACAGUAAAAGUUCACUUGCAAACUGAUGACCCAAAGAAUCCAAAAUAUAAAGGAACACUUCAUUGUAUGAAAACAAUUUUACUAGUAGAUAAUAUUCGUGGUCUAUACCGUGGAAUUUCCAGUCCGAUGAUGGGUAUCGGUCUGGUUAACGCGAUAGUAUUUGGAGUUUAUGGCAAUGUACAAAAAUUAUCUGAAAAUCCAAAUUCCUUGAUGACACACUUCAACGCUGGAGUAAUGGCCGGUAUAGCGCAAAGCUUCAUAUGUGCGCCCAUGGAGUUGGCGAAAACACGAUUACAGCUGUCGAAGUAUAUUGAUAACCAACCCAAAUUUAAGGGACCCAUCGAUUGUCUAUUAUACGUUCAAAAAACUGAAGGUAUCCGAGGAACGUUUAAGGGACUUUGGGCCACUAUACUAAGAGAUAUACCAGGCUUUGCCAGUUACUUUGUUUCAUAUGAAUUUUUGAUGCAACUCAAGGAGAAGCCGAGUGUACCGUAUGUGCUAGUAGCAGGGGGCUGUGCUGGCAUGGCAUCCUGGUUAGCCUGUUAUCCCAUUGAUGUCGUCAAAACACAUAUGCAAUCAGAUGCCCUGGGAAAACGAGCUAAAUAUAAUGGGUUCGUGGACUGUGCAAUAAACAAUUAUAAAAAAGAAGGCAUCCCGUUUUUUUUCCGGGGACUAAAUUCAACAUUAGUACGAGCGUUUCCCAUGAAUGCUGCAUGUUUUUUUGUAGUUGCAUGGGUAUUAGAUUUCUGUAAGAAAAAUGGAAUCGACAUGAUCGAAAACCCGAACCAAAACCUAAAUGUUGUUAACUUAGACAACUUGACUCAUGCUUACUUCCAAAACGACUUUGGAAAAGAUGACACACUUGUACGAAAAAUAAUCUCAGAGAAUGCUUCAGAGCAGCAUGAAUCAGCACUUGAAUCAUCUUAUGGGUCAUUUUUAGAUUACUACCAUAAUGACCAAAUAUAUGAAAGUAAAAUACGAAACUCGCAAUUGAAUAUUAGCAAUACUACAAAUCAAUCAUAAUUAAAAUUAUAUACAUAUUUAAAAAUGAAUCGAAUGC